CCGACCCUUGCCCUGUCCCCAGCCUGCCCCCAGGAGCGGCUCCAUGGCGCUGGCCGCGGCGCUCGGUUCCCUGGGCGCGGUGGCCCUGGGCACCUUCGUGGUGGCCCUGCUGCUGCAGUGGCUCUGGCAUGCGCUGGUGGCUGUCACCCGAUUCCGGGCCACUUGUCGCCAGCUGAACAACUUCCCCAUCCCGCCCUGGCGCAGUUGGUUGCUGGGACACACCGGCAUGGCCCAGAGCACGGAGGAAGGCUUACAGCAGGUGGAUUCCUUGGUGGCCCGGUACCGUCAUGGCUUCCUCUGGUGGGGACUUCCCUGGCUGCCUGUCCUGCGCCUCUUCCACCCCAGCACCCUCCGGCCACUCCUCAGCGCCUCAGCUUUCGUGGCCCCCAAGGACAAAAUUUUCUACGGCUUCCUCAAGCCCUGGCUGGGGGAGGGGCUGCUGCUGAGCGGCGGGGAGCGCUGGGCGCGGCACCGGCGGCUCCUGGCGCCCGCCUUCCACGGGGACGUGCUGCGGAAUUACCUGGGGAUCUUCAACCAGAGCACCCGCGUGCUGCUCGCCAAGUGGGGGGCAGCAGCAGCGGCAGCUGGCGGGGGCCCGGUGGAGUUGGAGGUGCUGCAGCCCCUGAGCCUCCUCACCCUGGACACGCUCCAGAAGUGCAUCUUCAGCCACGAGAGCCACUGCCAGGAGCGGCCCAGCGAGUACAUCCAGGCCAUCCUGGAGCUGAGCUCGUUGGUGGUCCGGCGCCAGUUCCGGCCACUUCUCCACCCGUGGUGGCUCUACAGCCUCUCCUCUGAUGGCCGGCGCUUCGCCCGUGCCUGCGCCGCCGUCCACGCCUUCACUGCCGACGUGGUGCAGCGCCGGCGCCGCGCACUCGCCUGCCUGGGCCACCAGGCCUGGCUGGAUGGCCACCGGGGACGCAGCAUGGACUUCAUCGACCUCCUGCUGCUCACCAAGGACGAGAACGGCCACACGCUGUCGGACGAGGACAUCGCGGCUGAGGCUGACACCUUCAUGUUUGAGGGCCACGACACCACGGCCAGUGGCCUGGCAUGGCUCUUCUACAACCUGGCCGGCCACCCUGAGCACCAGGAGCGAUGCCGCCAGGAGGUUCAGGAGCUCCUGGCUGGCCGGGACCCUGCAGACAUCGAAUGGGAGGACCUGUCCCAGCUGCCCUUCACCACCAUGUGCAUCAAGGAGAGCCUGCGGCUGCACCCUCCUGUCACUGCUGUGUCCCGGCGCUGCACCGAGGACAUCCCCCUGCGUGAUGGCCGCGUCCUCCCCAAGGGGGUCAUCUGCCUGAUGAGCAUCUACGGGACCCACCACAACCCAGAGCUCUGGCCCGAGCCUGAGGUGUUCAACCCCCUGAGGUUCAGCCCGGAGAACAGCAAGGGACGGUCCCCGUCGUCCUUCAUCCCCUUCUCUGCUGGCCCCAGGAACUGCAUCGGGCAGAGCUUUGCCAUGGCCGAGAUGAAGGUGGCGGCGGCGCUGACGCUGUCCCGGUUCGCGCUGCGGAGGGACGCGGCGAGGCCGCCCCCGCGCCGCAAGCCUGAGCUGAUCCUGCGCGCCGAGGACGGGCUCUGGCUGCUGCUGGAGCCACUGGGGGGAGCGGCCUGAGGGCCACCAGGACACGGGGACAUCCCGUGGGCGGGCGUCACGGCCAGGGGAGGAGCAGGAAAUGAAUGGUAGUGUGAAGGGGACAGUAUCGUGGUGGCGCUGAGGAUGUGUUGUCCUUGGUUGGACAAGAAAUGAGCACACAGAAGCUUGGUAAGUUCAAAAGAGAAAAAAAGACCCAUUUUGUUCAAAAGAGAAAAAGACCCAGUUUUAUUCAAAACAUCCGGUAUUUAUAAAAUGCCAAAGGCGACCGUGGAUUGGAGGAUGGAAUUGCCACCUCUCCAACCACACUGGUUCAAAGAUCAUCAAUCAAUCGAUCAAUCAAUCAAUCAAUCAAUCAUUUCUCUCCACCCACAGAGAAAUAUGUGAACUAUUCUAUUUAUACAUGAAAUUGUGUGGGAGCUCUGACUCUCAAAUAUGUAAACGUUACCAGAAGGCUAAAGAAGUUUUAUGAGAACUUUAAAACUUUCAAAAGAACUAUAAAAAGAGAACUUAACACUUUUAAAAAUCAGGUCAUGGGACACCUCAUGGCAUGGACAUGUCAACCCUUGGACUUGUCCCCUUGUCACCAUCCAUGGCCACGUCCCCCAUGUCCUCAUCCAUGGUCAUGCACCCCCAUGUCACCAUCUAAAUCUGUGACCCCCUGCCUGCCCAGUAUCACCAUCCACAGUCGUGUCACCCAUGUCCUUGUCCCCACCCAUGUCCCACAACAUCACCACGCCCGUCUUAGUUGAAUGUCUGUAUUUUUACCCCAAUGUUUGGGUGAAGGGAUGAAGAAAAAUGAAAGAAAAUCAAAGCCAAAAUAAAAGGAUUUACGCGUC
Vidua macroura (Pin-tailed whydah) is the source of this 2433-nucleotide messenger RNA. RefSeq names its product cytochrome P450 4F3-like. The record is from RefSeq and is a predicted model, not a curated record. Lineage: Eukaryota; Metazoa; Chordata; Aves; Passeriformes; Viduidae. The transcript is spliced from 13 exons. Gene Ontology annotation, molecular function: heme binding; oxidoreductase activity, acting on paired donors, with incorporation or reduction of molecular oxygen; iron ion binding. The coding region runs from base 44 to 1615 and encodes 523 amino acids.